This is a messenger RNA of Malus domestica (apple), 898 nucleotides long. Its product is annotated as FCS-Like Zinc finger 6-like. The record is from RefSeq and is a predicted model, not a curated record. NCBI's taxonomy places the organism in Eukaryota, Viridiplantae, Streptophyta, Magnoliopsida, Rosales, Rosaceae.
UCUUCCUUCCCCUCUCUCUCUCUCUCUCUCUCUCUCUCUGAGCUGAAGAAACAUUCGGAAGAAAAUUACAUCAUUUAAGAAAUGCUGUUAGGGAAGCGCCCACGCCCUCCAAUCAGGAGAACAACAAGCAUGACUGGGAUUACCGUUGAUAUGAGCGACGUGGAAGGCCAGGAACCGACUGAUGAACUCCAAAACCCCGCCGCCAUGAACGAUGUGCAUGCAGUUGCAGUUGCAGCGACGGUGGUGGACGCACAAGGACCUGCUCCUGUGAUUAAUAAUAAUAAUUAUUAUGAUAUUGAAAAGAUGAACAUGAACAACUUAGGGUACCAUGAAGAGCACCGUUUCUUGGCCAUGUUAUCACCCAGAAACAACCACACAAGGAGGAAUUCCCCAUCUCAUGAUGUUGUGGAGACCGCUCACUUCCUUCGCACAUGUGGCCUCUGCAAGCGCCAGCUCGCUUCAGGCCGUGACAUCUAUAUGUAUAGGGGAGACACAGCGUUUUGUAGUCUAGAAUGUAGAGAGCAACAGAUGAAGCAGGAUGAGAGAAAAGAGAAGUGUAAAGCUGCGUCCUCAAAGAUAGAGGACCGCCAUGCGGCGUCACGAUCCACCUCCAAGGCCUCCUCCGGCAAGGGUCAGACUGUGGCGGCUGCCUGAUCAAACAAAGCAAGCCGAAGGGAUGAAGAUAAUCCAUCAUUUUCCUCAAUUGCGUGCCCCCAUGGACGUUGUUUACAUAAUAGUACUACCGCAGGUUUGUGUUGCUUCUAGGCUGCUAGCUGAUGUAUGUAUGGUUAUGUAAAAUUAAUUGUAAAAAAGGUCUGUGGGUGCAUUUGUUUUACGGAUCAUGCAACUGGACUUUGGCCAAAGCUUUAUAAUAUUGCAAUUUUCUUAGAUUCUCUCA